Messenger RNA from Cyprinodon tularosa, 732 nucleotides. RefSeq names its product bromodomain-containing protein 4-like. NCBI's taxonomy places the organism in Eukaryota, Metazoa, Chordata, Actinopteri, Cyprinodontiformes, Cyprinodontidae. The record is from RefSeq and is a predicted model, not a curated record. Bases 40 to 717 code for a protein of 225 amino acids. The transcript has 8 exons.
AAUUUAAUUUUCCGCUUUGUGAUUUCAGAGUGUCCCUGUAUGCACUCUGCAAAGGCUACAGAGGCUGUUUCCAAGACUACAGAAAAAAAAGAUGCUCCCAGGAGGGUGUCAGCUGUGCGGCGGAAAAAAGAACAGGAAGCUAUAAAGAAGACAGAUGAAAAGCCAAGAAGGCAAGUUCUUCCUAGAAUGCAGAUUCAGGAACCAAAAGUCAGAAGAAUCCGAAGAUUAGCUCCUCUUCUGAAAGCUAAGAUCAAAGCGGGGGCCAGGAUGUCAAAAAAAGUCAGUCCCUGCAGACCUGCUCCAGUUUACUGCCCUGCUCCCCCAGGAUGGUACGUUCAUCACAUUGUGACAGACAAUCCCUACCCUCCUCCGACCAUGUCAGCUCCUUCCGCUCCGAUUGUGACUGUUCAUCCUGCAGCUUCACCAUCACAGCCUCCAUAUCAGCAGCAGCCUCCUCCUCCAACAAUGCAGCCGUUCUAUGCUCACUAUCAACCAUAUCAGCCCCCAGUGCAGCCUAUGACGCCACCUCCUUCAGAACCUUCUCCACCUGAACAACAGGAGGAGCCAGAGGCUCCCCAACCUGAAGCGCUGGUGGAACCAGAGACACCGACUCCAUCUGCAGAGGCUCAAACGGCUGCAGCUGAAGUUCAUGGUGAGCAGGAAGGUGCACAGUUGAUGUCACUAUUAAAUCCAAAAAGGAUCACAAUUUUACACUAAAACUAAUAAUCUAAC